Molecule: messenger RNA, 1545 nt
Organism: Talaromyces atroroseus
Lineage: Eukaryota; Fungi; Ascomycota; Eurotiomycetes; Eurotiales; Trichocomaceae
Product: Nucleolar protein 56
Exons: 3
Coding region: 1-1545 (514 amino acids)
Cellular component (GO): box C/D methylation guide snoRNP complex; small-subunit processome
Molecular function (GO): snoRNA binding
Source: RefSeq, a predicted model, not a curated record
AUGGCUGACUAUCUUCUCUUCGAAGCCCCAAUGGGGUAUUCGCUCUUCAAGGUCGUGCACGAGGCCGACACCGUCGGAAACCGCUUGAAGGAAGUGCAAGAAGGUGUUUUGGAUCUUGCAAAGUUUGGAAAAAUGGUUGAGCUUGUCAGCUUUUUACCCUUCGAGAACAAUAAGCAAGCCCUCAGCGAAAUCAACGACAUUUCGGAAGGUGUCGCUUCCCAAACUCUCGUGUCUUUCCUUGAACUCAACCUACCCAAGUCCGGCAAGAAGAAGAAGGUCAGUUUGGGAGUAUACGAUCGUGUUCUGGCAACAAGCAUCAAGUCCGCUUUCCCAUCUCUUGAGUGCGAGACCGGAGACACUAGUGAAGUAGUGCAAGAUAUGCUUCGAGGCAUUAGACUUCACUCAACAAAGCUGUUGAAGGGUCUUAGAGAGGGUGAUCUGGAUACUGCUCAGUUGGGUUUGGGUCAUGCCUACUCUCGUUCCAAGGUUAAGUUCUCCGUACAGCGGGACGACAAUCAUAUUAUUCAGGCUAUUGCCAUUCUUGACCAGUUGGAUAAGGCUAUUAAUACCUUCUCAAUGAGAGUGCGAGAGUGGUACUCCUGGCACUUCCCUGAGCUGAUCAAGAUUGUUUCGGAAAACCAGCGCUAUGCCCAGGUUGCACUUUUUGUUCAGGACAAGAAGACAUUGACUGAAGACCGCCUACAUGACCUCGCUGCCUUGGUCGAGGAUGACGAAGGAGUUGCUCGAAGUGUCAUCGAGGCUGCAAAGCACAGUAUGGGACAAGAUAUCUCCGAGAAUGAUAUGGAGAAUGUGAUCUCCUUCGCAAAGCGCGUUGUGAGCUUAUCUAACUACCGGAAAUCUCUGCACUCGUAUCUCGUUUCUAAAAUGAGCGUUGUGGCUCCAAACUUGGCCGCGCUAAUUGGAGAGAUCGUUGGUGCUCGACUUAUCUCCCACGCAGGUAGCUUGACCAACCUGUCCAAGUAUCCUGCUUCCACUGUUCAGAUUCUUGGGGCAGAGAAGGCGUUGUUCAGAGCACUCAAGACCAAGGGAAACACACCCAAAUACGGUUUGUUAUACCACUCGUCAUUUAUCGGCAGAGCAGGACCCAAGAACAAAGGCAGAAUCUCCCGCUUCCUUGCAAACAAGUGCUCCAUUGCCUCCAGAAUCGAUAACUUUUCCGAGGUUCCCUCUACAAAGUUCGGAGAGGCUCUCAAGAAGCAGGUUGAGGAGCGCCUGGAAUUUUACGCCUCGGGUGCCCCUCCCACCAAGAACGAGGUUGCUAUGAAAUCUGCCAUGGACUCUAUUCUAGCCGACAUGGAAGUUGACGAGCCCCAAGAUAGUGAUGUGGAAAUGGAAGAUGAGGAGAAAGCAAAGAAGGCCAAGAAGGAGCAGAAGGAAGCCAAGGACAAGGAGGAGAAGAAGGAAAAGAAGGAGAAGAAAGAUAAGAAGGAAAAAAAAGAAAAGAGCAAAGAUGACAAGAAGGAGAAGAAGAAGCGGAAGCGCGACAGCGAGGUUGAUAUAUCCAAGAAGAAGUCUAAAGCCUAA